Molecule: messenger RNA, 1008 nt
Organism: Panthera uncia (snow leopard)
Lineage: Eukaryota; Metazoa; Chordata; Mammalia; Carnivora; Felidae
Product: olfactory receptor 14A16-like
Exons: 3
Coding region: 1-1008 (335 amino acids)
Biological process (GO): G protein-coupled receptor signaling pathway
Cellular component (GO): membrane
Molecular function (GO): G protein-coupled receptor activity; odorant binding; olfactory receptor activity
Source: RefSeq, a predicted model, not a curated record
AUGGAAAACUUCACCUCUGGAGGAACAUUCUUCCUCAUGGGCUUCUCAGAUAUUAGGGAGAUCCAGAUCUUACAUGCAGUCCUGUUUUUGCUAAUUUAUCUAGCAGCCAUACUGGGGAACCUUCUCAUCAUCACCCUCACCACCAAGGAUCAUCGGCUCCACACUCCAAUGUACUUUUUCCUGAAGAACCUGUCUUUUCUGGAUCUCUGCCUCAUUUCCAUCACUGUUCCCAAAUCCAUCAUGAACUCUCUAAUGAAUCAAAACACAAUUUCCUUUCUUGGAUGUGUUUCACAGGUCUUUUUCUUCUUCCUCUUAGCCAGUACAGAAGUAGCACUACUCACAGUCAUGUCCUAUGACCGCUAUGUUGCCAUCUGCCAUCCUCUCAGAUAUGACAUCAUCAUAGGCCAUGAAGCUUGCAUACAGAUGGUCACCUCUUCAUGGAUCAGUGGAUGUCUCAAUGCAAUUCUUCAUACAGCUUCUACCUUUUCCAUACCCAUAUGCGGGCCUCCUGAAGUUAAUCAGUUCUUCUGUGAUGUCCCACAACUCCUCUCUCUUGCCUGUUCAUAUAACAUUGGGGAAUUAGUAGUCAUUGGCCUCAGCCUACUGUUAGAUUUUGGCUGUUUUGUGUUUAUUGAUAUUUCUUACUAUUAUGUAUUCUCCACUGUGCUGAGGAUGCCCUCUGUAGAAGGCAGGCACAAAGCUAUCUCUACAUGUUUGCCUCACCUCAUUGUUGUGAUUCUGUUUCUCUCUUCUGGGUUUUUUGCCUAUUUACACCCCUUAUCCAAAUAUCCAUCACUCUUUGAUUUGCUAGUUUCAGUAUUCUAUACUGUGGUGCCACCCACCAUAAACCCCCUCAUCUAUAGUCUGAGAAAUAAGAAUAUGAAGAUGGCACUAAGGAAAUUAAUGAGUAAGGAGGAAGCAGUGCUGUUAAGAAUCUUCAUAAUGCACGAGAAGAGGUCAAACAUCAACAAGAAUUUAAAUGAAAGUGAUUUUAAACUUCAUGGGUGA